Molecule: messenger RNA, 563 nt
Organism: Lactuca virosa
Lineage: Eukaryota; Viridiplantae; Streptophyta; Magnoliopsida; Asterales; Asteraceae
Source: the annotation of a GenBank genome assembly
UUGUCUGCAGCUCGUAUAAUAUAUAAUACCUCUUUUCUCAUUGCUUUAUCUCGAUUGUUGCGAAAAAAACACAUACACCUAGAUACUGAUAUAAAGACAUACCUUCUCAUCUCUCUCUCUCUCUCUCUCGGAAUAUGAGGAGGAACUGCAAUUUGGAACUCCGCCUUGUGCCGCCGUCACCAUACCUUUUCUCGGAUCACAACCAUCAUGGUCAAGAAAAAACCAGUGAGGAACUGGAUACGGUGGGUGAGGAUUCAAAGGAAAGGCAGAAGCUAACAAUCUUUUAUGACGGAAAAGUCAGCGUUUGUGACGUCACUGAGCUUCAGGCAAGGACUAUAAUAAAGGUAGCAAGCGAACAAAUGGAGGAAAAAUGGAGGAGAACACAGAACUUUACCACUUCUUUGGAGCCAUCUUCGCCUUUGAUAUCGCCUCCUGUGUGUAGCCCAGGUGGGCUUUCCAUGAAGAGAUCUUUACAGAGGUUCCUUCAAAAGAGAAAGCACAGGAUUCAAGCAACUUCUCCAUACCAUUAAUCUCUAGCUAGCUUUUAUGUACGUCUUACCAUG